AUGUGGACGAAUUUAAGCAAUGCACACAUAGUUUAGGCCACUCCCUCUGACAGGAAGUGAAAUGUGGAACCGCAACUGAAUGACAGAAGAAAGAUCUCACAUCUGGAGCUUUUAGAUCACUUAUAGCUCACAGAAGGCUCCACUGCCACCCAAACAAGGACUGCUGGAUAAUGGCUGCUCUCAGGGGUUUUCUUGCUCUUGCCGUCUGUCUCUUACUGGGUCAUCAAACGUUUGCCAAAAACGAUGCUCCCUGCCAGCUCUCCAAAUGGAACAACGGCUACAACACCUUCGUCAAACGCCACAUUCGUGAUGGCACUCCCGCUUCUCUCAACAACAACGAAUGGGAGAAGUACAUCAAGAAUAACGGGGGCUGUGACAGACCCACCCAGUCCUUCCUCCAUCCAAAAGACCUGGACAGGGUGAAGGAUGUGUGCACAAACAGAGGGGGGAAGACAUACAAGGAGAACCUGUGCAUCAGUAAGCAGCCUUUCACUUUUGUCACUGUGAGGAGUCAACCGGGGACAUGUGGCAUCAAGAGCAUCCGAGAGGAAACCAAACAUCUGAUCCUCGCCUGUGAAGUGCUGGACAAUCAGUGCCUGCCAGUCCAUUUCGAGGGAAACCCUGAUCAUUUAAAGCCAAACAACAACGCCAAAGGCUGCCAGGACCCACAAACUGGAGAUCAUGCUCCCAGCUUUAAAAUGACGUGGUUCUGGUUGUUAUCUGCUCUACUUGUUGGCCUUUUUAUUUAUGGCUAUUAACUUUUUUUAAAUUUGAAAAUCUAGAUAAGACAAUGAAGUUUUUAUCAGAGGACAUUUUGCUCUUUGGAGUUGUCUGCUGAACACAUUUGAGCAAAACCCUGAAAUUAAAUUUGAGAAGUUUUUGAUUUUAAAAACAGUAUUACAUUUUUUCAACAAUCAUAUAUUUUGAAAGAAGUUAAAAAAUUUUAAAACUAUUUUUUGUAACAAAAGUUCCCAGUUUUAUAGGCUUUGUGCUUGUGUAUCUGUGAGUUUGUUUUUAAUAGUUGUGCUUGCAUCUGUAAAUGAAAUUAAAUGAAAUGGCAUUAGAGCACCAACCCUUUCAUUAUCUCUCAAAGUUGCAGCUUGGGCAUGGAUGACCCAGAUCUGAUGCUGAAUUCAUGCACUGUGUUUAAUGUAGUUUACAUUAAAAGGGCACAAAUAAAAUUGCCAUAGAAAAAGGGAUUUAAUGCAUUUAAUACAUUUAUUGUAUGAUUUAAUAAACAGAAUUCAGAUAUUAACAUA
Molecule: messenger RNA, 1259 nt
Organism: Siniperca chuatsi (mandarin fish)
Lineage: Eukaryota; Metazoa; Chordata; Actinopteri; Centrarchiformes; Sinipercidae
Product: angiogenin
Exons: 2
Coding region: 171-758 (195 amino acids)
Source: RefSeq, a predicted model, not a curated record